Molecule: messenger RNA, 1965 nt
Organism: Odocoileus virginianus texanus
Lineage: Eukaryota; Metazoa; Chordata; Mammalia; Artiodactyla; Cervidae
Gene: DIPK1C
Product: divergent protein kinase domain 1C
Source: RefSeq, a predicted model, not a curated record
AUGCUGCGGAAGCUGCAGCUGGGGGACGGCGCCGCGCUUCCAGUCUCGGGUCACUACAGGCCUCAGCGGGCCCUUCAGGCCUCUCAGCCACGCUUCCAGGACGACGGCCCAUCCUCGCCCCACAGCUGCAUCCAGCCCCACUGCACGGCGCUGAGAGCUGUCUUCUCGGGCAAGGAAGCGACUGCCGCGCUCUGGGUCCCCGGGCCCCCGGACGGCUCCGUGCUGGGCCGCCCCGUGCCCUCUGACACAGGGCCCCCACCCCUCCCACNCCCCCCUCCUGCACCUCCGAGUCCUGCUCCUGGGGCCCCGAGACCUCCCUCACUGCUGGUGGCCCCUGCCCAGCUGUCACGACUCCCCUCCAGGACGGCCCCUCAGGGCCUCACCCGACGCCCCUCCCCUGGCUCCACCUGCCCGUGUCUGAACGCCGAGCACAUGCGUGUCUCACAGACCUGCUUCUCCCUGACUGGGAAGAGCAGUGGGCCUGGGCCCCCCAGAGCCGACGGCCUUCUCCUUUCACCUGCUGGUGAUGAAGACCCACCAACAGGACCCAGCUCCACGCUCGCCAAGCAACUGGAGCUGCAGAUGACUCCGGCACGGUUUACUCUCAGCACGUUCCACGCGGCGCAGCUUGUCAUGUGCCGAAAGGGAACAAAAGCGGUCCUGGAGUUCUGGGCAGCCUUGGGGGGCGGCCGUGGGAUUCAGGAGCUGCCUGGGAAAGCAACCAGGGACCUAAGAGGUGGGGGAAUCCUCUGCGUUGCGUGGACCGCGGGCUGGGUGCUGGCGGCCACGCUGCUGCUCCGCGCGCACCCGGGCGUCCCCUCCGAGCGCUGCAGCGACGAGAAGAGCCGGCGCAUCCUGGCCGCGCUGUGCCAGGACUACCGGGGCGGCGCGCUGGGCGGAGACCUGUGCGAAGACCUGUGCGAGGCGGGGCAGCUGCGGUACCGGCGCUGCCUGUACUACGAGCGCGGCAAGAAGGUGCUGCAAGCCGACUGGCGUGGCCGGCCCGUGGUCCUCAAGGCCAAGGAGGAGGCCUUCUCCAGCUUCCCGCCGCUCGGCCUCCUGGACGGGCAGCCCGAGGCUGGCGGUCAGGACUUGCCGGAGGCCGAGCUGCUGGUGCUGGCGGCUGGGGAGGCCCGGAGCGCACUGGGCCUGGAGCCGGCCGAGGGUCGGGGCCAGCUGGCCAGCCUGUGGGCGCUGCUGCAGCAGGAGGAGUUCGUGCUGCUCAGCCUGCUCCGCGGCCGCAGCCCGCACGCCCCGCCCGUGCUGGGCUCCUGCGGCCACUUCUACGCCGUGGAACACCUGGCGGCCGGCAGCCCCGGCCACCGCGCCCUCUUCCCGCUCGGCCCGGACGGCGGGCGCCGCGGCCAGGCGCGCGCGGUCAGCGGUGUGGCGCUCAGCUUCCUGGACAUGGUCCGCCACUUCGACCACGACUUUGCCCACCGCCUGCACCUCUGCGACGUCAAGCCCGAGAACUUCGCCAUCCGGAGCGACUUCACGGUGGUGGCUAUUGAUGUGGACAUGGCUUUUUUUGAACCUAAAAUGAGGGAAAUUCUCGAGCAAAACUGCACGAGGGAUGAAGACUGCAAUUUCUUUGAUUGUUUUUCGAAGUGUGAUCUGAGAGUGCACAGGUGUGGGGCCCAGAGAGCCAACAGUAACCUGCAGGUGGUCUGCGACAAGAUCUUCCGCCACUGGUUCUCCUCGCCCCGUGGUAGCUCCGCGAUGUUGGGCCCGCUGCGGGGGCAGCUGCAGGCAGCGGUGCAGGAGUGCGCGGCCCCCAGCGCCCAGGGCACACCCCGCAUGCUUGGGAGGCUGCGAAGCCUGCUCCAGGCUGCGCUGCGGGAGCUGCAGGACGGCGAGGAGCUGCACCCCUGGGCGAGGAGCGGUCCACUCGGGGACACUCACCGUGGGACCCUGGGCGCUGCCCGGAAGGCCCCAGCCGGCCUCGGCCAUCACCCCCUCGAGUGA